GUGGUGACGGGGGGAGGAAAUUCUGUCCGUGGCCGGGCGUGUUCGUUGACAGUGGUGAUGGACCGGUGUCUGUCGGCGCCAGCGUUUGGCGACGCCAGUGGAAUUCUUUCAGGAGCUUAGCGUGGGUUCUUUCUGACACAAGUAAUAUAACAUCUCUGCCAUGCCCACAGGUGCUGAGAACAGGAGAAAUCAAGUGAAGGAAGGAGGCAGAGUUUCCAAGACUUGGGUGUCAUCAUUGCUGGGGACAUCCUUGAUUGGCGAUUGAAGUUUCUGAACAGAAAUUUAGAGCUGAUUCAGAAGAGACAAAUACAGAACAUCCAAGUUAGCAGUCAUUUCCCAAAUUUAGGAGACAAUGAUGCAGGCCCAGGAAUCCCUAACACUGGAGGAUGUGGCUCUGGACUUCACCUGGGAGGAGUGGCAGUUCCUGAGCCCUGCUCAGAAGGACCUGUACCGGGACGUGAUGUUGGAGAACUACAGCAACCUGGUAGCAGUGGGGUAUCAAGCCAGCAAACCAGAUGCACUAUCCAAGUUGGAACAAGGAGAAGAACCUUGCACAACAGAAGAUGAAAUCUACACUCGAAUCUGUUGUGAAAUCAGGAAAAUUGAUGAUCCUCUGCAGCAUCACUUGCAAAAUCAAAGUAUCCAGAAGAGUGUGAAACAAUGCCAUGAACAGAAUAUGUUUGGAAAUAGUGUUAAUCAGAACAAAAGUCAUCUCCUGCUGAAGCAAGAUCCUGAUACCUUUGACUUACAUGAAAAACCUUUAAAAUCAAAUUUAAGUUUUGAAAACCAGAAAAGGAGCUCUGGCCUAAAGAACUCUGCUGAGUUUAAUGGAGAUGGGAAAUCCCUUUUUCAUGCUAACCAUAAACAAUUUUAUACUGAAAUGAAGUUUCCUGCAAUUGCAAAACCUAUUAAUAAGUCCCAGGUCGUUAAGCAACAGAGAACUCAUGACAUAGAGAAUGCCCAUGUAUGCAGUGAAUGUGGGAAAGCCUUCCUCAAGUUGUCUCAGUUUAUUGAUCAUCAGAGAGUUCACACUGGAGAAAAACCUCAUGUAUGCAGUAUAUGUGGGAAAGCUUUCUCCAGAAAAUCCAGGCUAAUGGACCAUCAGAGAACUCAUACAGGACUGAAACAUUAUGAAUGCACUGAAUGUGACAAAACGUUCCUCAAGAAAUCACAGCUCAAUAUACAUCAGAAAACUCAUAUGGGAGAGAAACCUUACACAUGUAGUGAAUGUGGGAAAGCCUUCAUCAAGAAGUGUCGGCUCAUUUAUCAUCAACGAACUCAUACAGGAGAGAAACCCCAUGGAUGCAGUGUAUGUGGGAAGGCCUUCUCUACAAAGUUCAGUCUCACUACACAUCAGAAAACUCAUACAGGAGAAAAACCUUAUAUAUGUAGUGAAUGUGGAAAAGGCUUCAUUGAGAAGAGGCGUCUUACUGCACAUCAUCGAACUCAUACUGGUGAGAAACCCUUUAUAUGCGAUAAAUGUGGCAAAGGCUUCACCUUGAAGAACAGUCUUAUCACACAUCAGCAAACUCAUACAGAAAAGAAAUUAUAUACAUGUGGUGAAUGUGGAAAAGGCUUUUCAAUGAAGCACUGUCUCAUGGUACAUCAACGAACUCAUACUGGAGAGAAACCUUAUAAAUGCAAUGAGUGUGGAAAGGGCUUUGCCUUAAAGAGCCCACUCAUCAGACAUCAGCGAACACAUACUGGAGAGAAACCCUAUGUAUGCACUGAAUGUCGAAAAGGUUUCACCAUGAAGAGUGACCUCAUUGUACAUCAACGAACUCAUACUGCAGAGAAGCCAUAUACAUGCAAUGAUUGUGGAAAAGGUUUCACUGUGAAGAGCCGCCUUAUUGUGCAUCAACGAACUCAUACUGGAGAAAAACCCUAUGUAUGUGGUGAGUGUGGAAAAGGCUUUCCAGCAAAGAUCCGGCUAAUGGGACAUCAACGAACUCAUACAGGAGAGAAACCUUAUAUUUGCAAUGAGUGUGGAAAAGGCUUCACUGAGAAGAGUCAUCUCAAUGUACAUCGGCGCACUCAUACAGGAGAGAAACCCUAUGUAUGCAGUGAAUGUGGCAAAGGCUUAACUGGCAAAAGCAUGCUCAUUGCACAUCAGCGAACUCAUACUGGGGAGAAACCUUAUAUAUGCAAUGAAUGUGGAAAGGGCUUCACCAUGAAGAGUACUCUUGGUAUACAUCAGCAAACUCAUACUGGAGAGAAGCCAUACAAAUGCAAUGAAUGUGAUAAAACCUUCAGGAAGAAGACAUGCCUCAUACAACAUCAGCGAUUUCACACAGGAAAGACUUCCUUUGCAUGCACUGAAUGUGGAAAAUUCUCUUUGCGCAAAAAUGAUCUUAUUACACAUCAGAGAAUUCACACGGGAGAGAAACCAUACAAAUGCAGUGACUGCGAGAAAGCCUUCACUACAAAGUCAGGGCUCAAUGUUCAUCAAAGAAAACAUACAGGAGAGAGGCCCUAUGGAUGUAGCGAUUGUGGGAAAGCUUUUGCCCACUUGUCUAUCCUUGUUAAACACAAGAGAAUUCACAGGUAGUCAUUUUGGGAAAGCCUCUUGCCAAGUGUAGGCCCUCAAGAUAUCUGCAAAGAAGAGUAAUUUCGUGAAUGCAGACUAUGUUUGUUUGUUUAGUGAUCAAUUACCUCAUAUUUUGUGUUAGAGAAAACAGUACAAAACAUUUGAGAAAAUAUUUUAGGACAUUAUGUCUAAAAAUUGUAUACUGAGAAAAACCCUAUGAAUGUGGCAGACUAUGAAAGCCUUUGGUGGGAGGAUAAACCCCCUCAGAAGUGAUCAUAGAUCAUGAAUAAACUACUAAUUGGUGGAAAUGUAAUAAUUAUAGGGAAAUCUUUGCCCAAAAAUAAAACCUCAAUAGAUUGAGAGAGUUCACACUUGAGAAAUACUUUCCUCUGGCAGUGAAUAUGGCAGGGUUUUCAAUAAAAUGUUUUGCCUCAUCAUGUGCCAGGAAAUAAUGCAGAAAAUAACUUAUGAAAACAUUCAAUGUACAAGACUUUCAGGAAAAUGUCAGAGAACUUAAUGCAAGAAAGAAGCCUUGACAAAAUGAUGGAUGAGAGCUUUCUGUCACAAUUAUAACCUUAGAAGAUAAUAGCCUCAUGUGCAUUUGGGAACAGGAUAUCUUGAGCCAUAUUCCUAGUUGCCUUGUCACUGAUUUUAUACAUUUUAAAUUGUGACUUCCUCUAAUCAUGAAUUAAAAUUUAAUAUUGUAUACAAUAUAGGAAUAUUUUUUGCCUGC
This is a messenger RNA of Macaca mulatta (Rhesus monkey), 3260 nucleotides long. RefSeq names its product zinc finger protein 615 (gene ZNF615). Gene Ontology annotation, biological process: regulation of transcription by RNA polymerase II; embryo development. NCBI's taxonomy places the organism in Eukaryota, Metazoa, Chordata, Mammalia, Primates, Cercopithecidae. Gene Ontology annotation, molecular function: DNA-binding transcription factor activity, RNA polymerase II-specific; RNA polymerase II cis-regulatory region sequence-specific DNA binding. The record is from RefSeq and is a predicted model, not a curated record. Gene Ontology annotation, cellular component: nucleus.